UGCCUAGUGUACUAAACAUUUGCUACCCAGACAAGUUUCUUGCUGGCAAUAUGAAUAUAAAAUAGCUAGGUUUGCUUUCCUUUAUAAAUGACUAUAAAGAGAAAGCUCCAUGAAACUAUCAAAGCCACAACACAAAUCAAAAUGAGUUCAACCCAAAACAAAGCUGCUCUCUCCAACUCCUUAUUACCAGUUUCUCAAGAAGAUGAUGAUGAAGCUUAUAUUUGUGCUCUGUAUCUUCGCAGCGCUGAUGUCUUCUCUCACGCUCUCUCUACUUGUCUGCGACUAGAUCUCUUCGAUAUCAUUGCUCAAGCAGGUCCUGCUGCUCAUCUCACCGCAGCUGAGAUCACUGCUCAGCUCCCUACGCAAAACCCAGAUGCUGUUCCCAUGAUAGACCGCAUGCUUAGACUCUUCGCUUGCUACUCGCUGCUCACUUGUUCUUUGCGAACCGUUGACGAUCAUGUUAUCGAAAGGCGAUAUGGCCUUUCUCGUACUGGUCAGUUGUUCGUUAAGAAUAAAGAUGGAGUAUCCAUGGCUGCUUCCUCUUCUGAUGAUAAAUCUUGGACUGAGGCAUGGUUUUACCUGAAGGACGCAAUUCUUGAAGGUGGCAAUCCAUUUGAGAAAGCCCAUGGGGUACCCAUGUACAAACACAUAAGCUUAAAUCAAGAAUCGGUGAAGAACUUCAACAAAGCCAUGGAUAAUCUUUCCUCGUAUAUCUUGAGCAAAGUUCUUGAUACCUACAGUGGUUUCCGGGGACUUAACUCUUUAGUGGAUGUUGGCGGCGGAUCUGGAGUUGCCAUUAACAUGAUCAUUUCAAAGUAUCCUUCUAUUUCUGCCAUUAACUUCGACUUGCCUCAUGUGAUCAAAGAAGCUCCACCUCGUCCUGGUGUCAAACAUGUAGGAGGAGAUAUGUUCUCAGGCAUUCCAAGCGCAGAGGCUAUUAUGACGAAGGAUGUUCUUCAUAACUGGAGUGAUGAACACUGCAUCAAGAUUCUGAAGAAUUGCCAUGAUGCUUUGCCAAAGGGUGGGAAGGUGAUUGUUGUGAGCCAUAUAAUGCCAGAAGUAAUGGACCCAAGCAUUGCUACUAAAUAUGUUUGCCAAUUGGAUGUGAUGAUGUUUCUGUUCCCUGGAGGGAAGCAAAGGACCGAGAAAGAGUUCAAGGCCCUAGGUAAUGCCGCUGGAUUUUCAGGAUUUCAAUUCAUUUGCUAUGUUGCUUAUAACGCGGUGGGUGUCCUGGAAUUCUACAAAUAAGCUAUCAGCUAUUUUAGGUUUGUAGAUUGAAUUAUCAUUGUCGUGAAUGUCUUUCAAUAAAUGUCUAGUUUGUGCUCCAGAAUUUCUCUCAAUGUUUUUGAUAUCUAGCUUGUUCUGGAAUUCAACGUUGAAAUGUAAUCGGUAGUUUUAGUUGGAGAUUAAUAUCAGUUUAAUAUUACUGUUGAGAAAAAUUAUCUUAAAUAUAAUAGUUAGAAAUUAUUAUGAAUUAA
Hevea brasiliensis (rubber tree) is the source of this 1478-nucleotide messenger RNA. RefSeq names its product caffeic acid 3-O-methyltransferase. Gene Ontology annotation, molecular function: O-methyltransferase activity; S-adenosylmethionine-dependent methyltransferase activity; protein dimerization activity. The transcript has 4 exons. Lineage: Eukaryota; Viridiplantae; Streptophyta; Magnoliopsida; Malpighiales; Euphorbiaceae. Gene Ontology annotation, biological process: methylation. The record is from RefSeq and is a predicted model, not a curated record. The coding region runs from base 88 to 1248 and encodes 386 amino acids.